GACUAUUAAUGAUCUUUCUAACCGGAACCUACUCGGAAACUCUUUUCCGAUAGUGACACUUCAACUGCCCAAAAAUAUGUAACAAUGUACAAAACUACCCUCUAAAGUCUAAAACACACAAAUCCAUAAUUAAACCACGAAACGACGAAGUUUUUAGAUUACAUCUUCCCCUUACUCUGUUCUCGCAAUCUCAAAAUGGGUCUGAGCCAAACCGCAACCAUACUCGUCGCCGUAUUCGUGUUUUGUCUAAUCGCCGUCACGGCUCAGCUCGCCUACGUUCUAUGGUGGAAACGCCGGUUUCGUCGUCGGAGUAUCGCCGGAUCAGAACUCGACGCUUUCUCCUCCCGCGGAGGUGACCCGACGGCGACACCGCCGCCGUCAAAAGAGCUUCUUUACUUCUUCCUCUUCUGUCUCGAGAACAAACAGUUCCGAAUAGGAUCCGCCACCGCUCCGCCUCUCCCACCAGCCGCACCGCCGAUGGAUGACGUGGCAUCAAAGUGGUCAACCACGGGAGAGAAUCUACUUUGUGGUCCUUCCGAGACUCUGUUUACCAUCGCUGAAGACUGUACUAGCGAGACCGAUCAUAAUCAUCGAACGGCUGAGAUUGAACGACGUGGAAGCGUAUCUAUGGACGAUCAUCAUGUGAAGGAUGAAGAAUUGGAAGAUGGUUUUGUAGUAAGGGAGAGAAACGACGACGAGGUUGACUCUUGUGACUAUGAUCACCACGACGACGGAACGACGCCGUUCUCUACUCCUUGUGGUUCGCCGCCGUUUUAUACGCCGUCGCCUUCUCCGGUUCGUGAUGAAAUCCCGAAGAAGCUAGGUCAGGAGAGUUUGUACGGCUGAGAUAACGGAGAGAGUCAUAAAUCGGGAAUUGACCCGUUCAAAGAUACGGUGUCAAUCAGGGGGUGGGUUUCAUUUUUAUCCGGUUUGGUUUCUUAUGAGUAGUAAACGAUUUAACCAGAUUAAUAACUGAACCGAGACCCUAUUGUAAAUUUGUAAAUUUGUAAAUCCAAUAGGUUCUGUUUCUGUUUU
This is a messenger RNA of Eutrema salsugineum, 1035 nucleotides long. RefSeq lists its product as uncharacterized. The transcript has a single exon. NCBI's taxonomy places the organism in Eukaryota, Viridiplantae, Streptophyta, Magnoliopsida, Brassicales, Brassicaceae. The record is from RefSeq and is a predicted model, not a curated record. The coding region runs from base 196 to 846 and encodes 216 amino acids.